CUCGUUCACGCUGCCCUUGUGCGGCGUGAUCAUCGCGUCGCACGGGUGGGCAGCGGCCUUCUACGUGACUGGCGCGCUAUCCCUUGUCUGGUGCACCUUCUGGUUCGCCUUCAUGCAUGACUCCCCCAGGCAACAUCCCAGGAUCACGCCAGAAGAGUUGAAGUACAUCGAGGAAACGCUACAGAGGUCUGGCACGAACACCAGCCGAUCAGUGAAGCUUCCCCUGAAAAGCAUCCUGAGAAGUAUGCCUGUGUGGGCGAUCAUCGUAGCCAGCGCCGGCAACACCUGGGGCCUCACAGUGUUCCUCGCCAAGCUGCCCACAUACAUGAAGAACAUCCUAGGGUUUACCAUAACAGAGAAUGGGUUCCUGUCGGCCCUCCCGUUCCUACUGCGGUACAUGGGGGCCAUCAUAUGGAGCUCUCUCGGGGACUGGCUGACCAAACGUGGCUUCCUGUCCAUCUGUGCUUCGCGGAGAAUAUUUAGCGCUAUUG
This is a messenger RNA of Penaeus monodon (black tiger shrimp), 491 nucleotides long. RefSeq names its product sialin-like. Gene Ontology annotation, cellular component: plasma membrane. The record is from RefSeq and is a predicted model, not a curated record. Gene Ontology annotation, molecular function: transmembrane transporter activity. Lineage: Eukaryota; Metazoa; Arthropoda; Malacostraca; Decapoda; Penaeidae. Gene Ontology annotation, biological process: monoatomic anion transport; transmembrane transport.